AUGGGCGGAUUGCACUCGGUAAACAACGGAUCCGGGAAUGGGGGCGGAAGUGCCUCGACACCAACAACAGCAGGGCGGAAGAGACAGAGCGUGGACGGUGUUGAAUACCCACGAAGAAGAGCCACAAUCGCAUGUGAGAUAUGUCGGUCUCGAAAGUCCCGGUGCGAUGGCUCUCGUCCGAAGUGCCGGCUGUGCAUCGAGCUGAACGUCGAAUGCAUCUACCGCGAGCCGGGCAUCAAACUGGACGCAGGAGACAAGCUGAUUCUCGAACAUCUCAACCGGAUCGAAUCGAUGCUCCACAACGCGCUGCCGGCGAGCCCUUCGCAGAUGCAAAUGCACGGCGGUGCCGCAUCUCCGGCGGUCAGUGCGACCACCGGUCUCAGCGACGACAUCCUGGCGAAACCCACCCUGAACCUGGCCAACGCCGGUACCGGGGGCAACCAAGUUGGACUCGGUACCUGGACCAAUUUCUCGAGCAUGCCGAAAGUCCAUUCCACGCCCGCGCUCAACCUUUUGCAAUGGCCCAAGAUCAAGCAGCUCGUCUCCCGAGAAUACAAUCCACAACACCUAUUGCAGCUCGAGCUAAAUCGAACGCCAUUGCAACUCAACUCUUCCCUCACUCUCGACCUGUCGAACACUGCGGCAUACGUCCAGGCUUUCUUCGAGAGGGUCAACGUGUGGUACGCCUGUGUGAAUCCUUACAACUGGACGAGCUACUACCGGACGGCUCUGUCUCAAGGUUUCCGCAGCGGAGCUGAGAGUUGUAUCGUGCUGCUCGUUCUGGCGCUCGGAAAUGCCAGCACCAGAGGGAGCAUAUCCCGUAUCUCUCCCGACGAGGAUCCCCCAGGAAUGUCCUACUUCUCAGCAGCUUGGGGAUUGCUUCCGUCCCUCAUGACGCGGACAACCAUGAUGUCGGCGCAGUGCAGUAUCCUGACGGCGGCAUACCUCUUCUACAUCGUCCGGCCACUCGAGGCGUGGACACUCCUAAGCAGCACGAGCAUGAAAUUACAGCUCCUGCUCAGCACAAAUCCACCGGCGAUGCUGCCAACGGCCAGUCGCGAAUUGAGUGAGCGGGUCUACUGGAACGCUCUUCUCUUCGAAAGUGACCUGCUUGCGGAGCUCGAGCUUCCUCACUCCGGAAUCAACCAGUUUGAGGAAUCCGUAGGCCUCCCUUGCGGCUUUGAAGAAGAGGACGAGGAGCCAGUCGUCGGCGGCCGCGACGAUCUGUGGUACUUCCUCGCUGAAAUCGCGUUGCGGCGGCUCCUAAACCGCGUCUCGCACCUUAUCUACAGCAAAGGAACGAGCACAUCGAUCUCGUCCCUUGCACCUGUGGUGGCCGAGCUGGACUACCAGCUCACACAGUGGUACGAGAACCUACCGACUCCCGUACAGUUCCCCCACAGCCGGAUGCUGCUAUCGAACCCCGUGCAGACAGUGCUUCGCUUGCGGUACUUUGCCUGCAGAACCAUUAUUUUCCGGCCAUACAUCCUUGCCGUCUUGGAGAACGAGAAGCUGGGCCACGAUAGCACCGUUCGGGAGAAUUGCAGAAAGUGCCUCGAGGCGUGCAUUCGCCAGCUGGAGCAUAUAACCGAGCACCAUGCCGGCCACAUGCCGUACCUGUGGCAAGGCGCGCUCUCGAUGGUGUCGCAGUCGCUGCUCGUGAUGGGCGCAACCAUGUCGCCGUCCCUCGCCUCGGUUCUCCCGCCGCCGGACCAGAUGGACGUCAUGUUCCAGGAUGUCAUCGAGGAGGUCGAACGAUACUCGCACCUAGCCCCAAGCCUUCGGAUGUCGGCCGAGAUUAUCCGAGAAGCCGAGGAACGCCGACAGAUGUACCAGCGCAAUCACGGAAUGCGGGUGUAG
This is a messenger RNA of Tricharina praecox, 1860 nucleotides long. RefSeq lists its product as uncharacterized. Gene Ontology annotation, biological process: regulation of DNA-templated transcription. Lineage: Eukaryota; Fungi; Ascomycota; Pezizomycetes; Pezizales; Pyronemataceae. The record is from RefSeq and is a predicted model, not a curated record. Gene Ontology annotation, molecular function: DNA-binding transcription factor activity, RNA polymerase II-specific; zinc ion binding. The coding region runs from base 1 to 1860 and encodes 619 amino acids. The transcript is spliced from 4 exons.